AGUAUCACUUUAUGGCAUAUUAGUGAUAAUAAGUGAUCAGUAAUACGCCAAAGUUCGAUUAAUAGUUUUACCUAUCGUACAAGGUACAUUUUAUUUGAGUUAAAAAAAAUUGGCUGUUUUGGUGGUCAGUAAAGUUUAUUUCUAUAAUAAACAUUGCGCAAAAUUAUAGAAAUCACCGAAAAAUUAACAGGUACAAGGUUUGAUCUUCUUAAGUAAACAUGGAUGGAAGUAAAUUUAUUUUUUGUAUGGUAUUGGUCUUUAGUCUGGGGAUUGGCGGAGACAGGAUUGUCAAGGCUCAAAACUCACCAAAAUAUAAAGAAUGUUUCACACCAAAAGUUCAAAACGUCAAUUGCAUUAACAUAAUGGAAUGUCCAGUGCUACUUUAUCUAGUAGAAAAUCAAAGCCAAAAUUCUUCUAUUGCCACUUUUCUCAGAAACCAAGUAUGUGGACAUGAAAAUGAUUUCCCUUAUUACCCCAAGGUAUGCUGUCCAUUUUCGAAUGAAUCUGAUUCUAAAUUACCAGAUAUUUACGAAACAGUUUCGUCAAGAAAAUUGCCAUCUCAAGACACUUGUGGAUGGAGCGAAAUUACUCACUAUCCAGUUGACGGAGGAAAUACUUCUGUAUUAGGUGCUUGGCCCUGGAUAGCAGCACUUGGGUACUUGAAUCUUAAUAUGGAAAAUCCGGCAUACGAGUGGAUGUGUGCUGGUUCCUUGAUAUCAGAUAGAUUCGUCAUAACGGCUGCCCACUGCACAAUCGGUAUUGGAAUGUACCGUUUGCAGGUUGUGCGUUUAGGUGAUUUGAACUUGAAUCCUAAUAUUAAAGAUGAAGCUAAUCCAAUAGAUGUUCCAAUUUCACUUGUCAUAAGACAUAACCAAUAUAACGCAGAAGAUCUGACCAGUGAUAUUGCAUUAUUAAAAUUAGCCUACAGUGUUUCCUUCGAUCGAUUAAUUCAACCUAUAUGUUUACCCAUCUUAUCGAAUCAUAGAGCCAACAAUUUCGUUGAAUCUGACACAUAUCUUGCAGGAUGGGGUUCCACAAUGUUAAAUCCAAGUUAUGAUGCUCUAAUAGAUGUUCAAUUACAAGUGGUGAAAAAUUCGCUAUGUCAACGAGGAUAUCUUAACAAAAGUAUUUACAUCGAUGAUAGACAUUUGUGUGCUGGGAUAUUUGGAACAGACGUUUGUAGGGGAGAUUCUGGAGGUCCCUUAAUGUGGAAAAGUGGUUCUCAAUAUUAUUUAGUGGGAGUCGUGAAUUUCGGACAUACUAACUGCGCAGAAGUAGGUUAUCCAGGUGUAUAUGCUAGGGUGACAUCAUUUGUCCAAUGGAUCACAGAUACCAUGAAUUACAAUUAAAUUGUAUUAAUUUAUGCUAUUUAUAUGAAUUUGACUUAAGAACGAAAAGAAGAAUAGACAACUCUGUGCAAUUGGCUUAUCUAUUUACUAUUAAAAAAAAAUGUAUAACUGCUCAGACAACUUAAUAAUUUUAACCGCAAUUGUUUAAAAAAAUGAUAUUUAGAAAUAAAAAAUGAUACUAUUUGUAUUCUAAUA
This is a messenger RNA of Metopolophium dirhodum (rose-grain aphid), 1544 nucleotides long. RefSeq names its product venom protease-like. The record is from RefSeq and is a predicted model, not a curated record. Gene Ontology annotation, molecular function: serine-type endopeptidase activity. The coding region runs from base 219 to 1349 and encodes 376 amino acids. NCBI's taxonomy places the organism in Eukaryota, Metazoa, Arthropoda, Insecta, Hemiptera, Aphididae. The transcript is spliced from 8 exons. Gene Ontology annotation, biological process: proteolysis.